CCGACUUUUUUUUUUUUUUUUUUUGGAGAGAAGAAAAUCACAAAUCGCGCGGAGACAAAGAAGAAGAAGAGCGACCGAACCCUAAUAUCCGAUCAUGGCACCGAACAACAAUCUGAGAUCCGUAAUCGCGCAGUGCCGCCAUUUAUCUACGAGGUCUCGCCGCAAUGUAUCUUCGUCCCGUAGUAACAAUGGUAACAACAAUGAAGGCCGAAGAAGAGUUAUGGACAGUGGCGAUGGGUUUAAUUAUGUGAAUGGUUUUUUGUCAUCAUUAACGUAUGGAAAUCUUGCUUUCGGUGGUUGGGCAAUUAUCGAGCUACUAGAAUUCCGUCGAACGAUGAUGAGGGAUGUGGAAGAACGUAAUCGUCGUCUUGGCGUAAGGGGGGAGCCACCGGAGAUACUGCUGGAGAUGGGAGCUAGGUUCUUAGUUCAAGGUACAGGAGUGACUUUGGGAUGGAUCUCAGGUUAUUAUUUGUAUGGAGGUCAAUUAGAGAAAUAUGAGGAGAAGCGGCAACAGAUUGUGAUGGACGUUUUUGGGAAUCCUGCGGAAAUCGAGGAUCUGAGGAAGAAAAUGUGGCCUGAGUUAAGGAAGAUGGCGUGGUUUAGAAGUUUGGACAAGAAGUGGUCUGACUAUAAAUCGAAAUCCUAAAUAUCUCUGAUAUUUUCAGAAUCAAUGUCAUUUAUCAUA
This is a messenger RNA of Arabidopsis arenosa, 685 nucleotides long. The record is from the annotation of a GenBank genome assembly. NCBI's taxonomy places the organism in Eukaryota, Viridiplantae, Streptophyta, Magnoliopsida, Brassicales, Brassicaceae.